Molecule: messenger RNA, 1128 nt
Organism: Synchytrium microbalum
Lineage: Eukaryota; Fungi; Chytridiomycota; Chytridiomycetes; Synchytriales; Synchytriaceae
Product: GDP-mannose 4,6-dehydratase
Exons: 10
Coding region: 1-1128 (375 amino acids)
Biological process (GO): GDP-mannose metabolic process
Molecular function (GO): GDP-mannose 4,6-dehydratase activity
Source: RefSeq, a predicted model, not a curated record
AUGACUUCACACGCUGUCGCUGAACCAAGUGAAAUCGGUCUGGUCAAUUCGAUAUCCGAUGAGGAAUGGAAGAAGCGUAAAGUUGCCUUGAUUUCUGGCAUUACUGGACAAGAUGGUUCUUACUUGACUGAAUUCUUAUUGGAGAAAGGAUACACUGUUCACGGCAUCAUUCGACGCUCAUCGUCCUUCAACACGGGCCGUAUCGAACACUUGUAUCAAGACCAACACAACCGCCCAAAAAUGCUUCUGCACUAUGGAGACUUGACAGACUCGACCAAUCUUGUCCACAUCCUAGCCAAAGUACAACCAACCGAAGUGUACAAUCUCGGUGCUCAAUCGCACGUCAAGGUCUCUUUCGAUAUGGCUGAAUACACUGGCGAUGUCGACGGUCUAGGCACAUUAAGACUACUGGAUGCCAUCCGAACAUGUGGAUUAUCAAACCGUGUAAGGUUUUACCAAGCAUCCACGUCAGAAUUAUAUGGAAAGGUAGUCGAAACUCCACAGAAAGAAACAACUCCCUUCUACCCUCGAAGUCCUUAUGGUGUUGCCAAGUUAUAUGCCUUUUGGAUUGUAAAGAACUAUCGUGAGGCUUAUGGAAUGUAUGCUUGCAAUGGUAUUCUUUUCAACCACGAGUCUCCAAGAAGAGGUCAAACUUUUGUCACCCGUAAAAUCACUCGUGCUGUAGCAAAUAUACAUUUGGGAUAUCAAGAAUGCUUGUAUUUGGGUAACAUUGAUGCCAAACGUGACUGGGGUCAUGCUCGUGAUUACAUUGAAGGCAUGUGGCUAAUGCUACAACAAGAGCAACCCGAUGACUUUGUCUUGGCUACAGGCGAAACCCACACUGUUCGAGAAUUUGUCGAAAAGUCAUUUGCUGAGGUGGGCGUCAGUCUUGACUGGGAAGGAGCAGAUGAAAAUGAAGUUGGAAAGGAUUCAAAGACUGGUCAGAUUAAAGUUAGAAUUGAUCCACGAUACUACCGUCCUACUGAAGUCGAUUUGCUUUGGGGUGAUCCAACCAAAGCAUCAAAACUGUUGGGAUGGACUAGGAAGGUCGGAUUCAAUGAUUUGGUGAUCGAGAUGACGAAAGCAGACGUCCAAGCCUUACAACAAAACAAGCAUGACAAGAACUAA